This is a messenger RNA of Acanthochromis polyacanthus (spiny chromis), 5592 nucleotides long. It is a transcript of the gene actn2b, whose product is annotated as actinin, alpha 2b. Gene Ontology annotation, molecular function: calcium ion binding; actin filament binding. The transcript has 21 exons. Gene Ontology annotation, cellular component: cortical actin cytoskeleton; Z disc; plasma membrane. Lineage: Eukaryota; Metazoa; Chordata; Actinopteri; Pomacentridae. The record is from RefSeq and is a predicted model, not a curated record. Gene Ontology annotation, biological process: muscle cell development; actin cytoskeleton organization. The coding region runs from base 251 to 2938 and encodes 895 amino acids.
GUAUGGAGGCGUCACGUGACUGUCCAGUACUAAUGAUACCGUCGUUUGUUCAUCUGUGGCAACCACCCAGGGCCAGACGUCUGUCAGGUCGGAGGACAAGAGCAAGAGAGAGUGGCACAAGAAGAAGAAACAGCAGGAACACACACACAAAAAAAAGUCAGGAAACUACCACCCCGUCCUCAGCUUUACACUAACUUACCCACCGCCCGAAGGAUAACUCGAGUUUCAGGGGGCUGAAAGUAACGGCACGAUGAUGAUGACCCAGGUGGAGACCACGGUGCGCUAUGACAACGGCUACGAGGACGAGUACAUGAUGCAGGAGGACGAGUGGGACCGGGACAUGCUGCUGGACCCUGCGUGGGAACAACAGCAGAGGAAAACCUUCACAGCCUGGUGUAAUUCCCACUUGAGGAAAGCUGGGACUCAAAUUGAAAACAUUGAAGAGGACUUCAGGAAUGGACUAAAACUCAUGCUGCUGCUGGAAGUUAUCUCAGGAGAGAGGUUACCCAAGCCAGACAGAGGGAAGAUGCGGUUUCAUAAGAUUGCUAAUGUCAACAAAGCAUUGGAAUUCAUCACAAGCAAAGGAGUGAAACUGGUCUCCAUUGGAGCUGAAGAGAUUGUGGAUGGAAAUGUAAAGAUGACCCUUGGAAUGAUUUGGACUAUCAUCCUCCGCUUUGCCAUUCAGGACAUAUCAGUGGAAGAAACAUCUGCCAAGGAAGGUCUUCUUCUGUGGUGUCAAAGAAAGACUGCUCCCUACAGAAAUGUUAAUGUCCAAAACUUCCAUGUCAGCUGGAAGGAUGGCCUGGCCUUCUGCGCCCUGAUUCAUAGACACAGACCCGACCUCCUCGACUACUCUAAGCUCAACAAGGAUGAUCCUCUGGGGAACCUGAACCUGGCCUUUGACAUAGCUGAGAAACACCUGGACAUUCCCAAAAUGCUGGACGCAGAAGAUAUCAUCAACACCCCCAAACCUGACGAGAGAGCCAUCAUGACCUAUGUUUCCUGCUUUUACCAUGCAUUUGCUGGAGCCGAGCAGGCGGAGACAGCUGCCAACAGGAUCUGUAAGGUGCUCGGCGUAAACCAAGAAAAUGAGAAACUAAUGGAGGAGUAUGAGAGACUGGCCAGUGAGCUGCUGGAGUGGAUCCGUCGCACCACUCCCUGGCUGGAAAACCGAACCCCAGAGAAGACCAUGGCAGAGAUGCAGCGGAAGCUGGAGGACUUCAGAGACUACAGACGCCAGCACAAGCCCCCCAAGGUGCAGGAGAAGUGCCAGCUGGAAAUUAACUUCAACACCCUGCAGACCAAGUUGCGCAUCAGCAAUCGCCCUGCCUUUAUGCCCUCUGAGGGGAAGAUGGUAUCUGACAUAGCCAGUGCAUGGCAGGGCCUGGAGCAAGCAGAGAAAGGCUACGAGGAGUGGCUUCUUACAGAGAUCCGUAGGCUCGAGAGGCUGGACCACCUGGCAGAGAAAUUUCGCCAAAAAGCCACUAAUCAUGAGAACUGGGCCAGCGGUAAAGAACUGAUCCUCUCCCAGAAGGACUAUGAAACAGCAACUCUAACAGAAAUCAGAGCGUUGCUACGAAAACAUGAGGCCUUUGAGAGUGACUUGGCAGCCCACCAGGACAGAGUGGAGCAGAUUGCUGCCAUUGCUCAGGAACUAAAUGAGCUUGACUACCAUGAUGUUGCCGCUGUGAACCAACGCUGCCAGAGCAUCUGUGACUUGUGGGAUAAGCUGGGGACCCUGACUCAGAAGAGGAGAGAGUCACUGGAGCGCACAGAUAAGUUGCUGGAAACUAUUGAUCAGCUGUUCCUGGAGUUUGCCAAGAGGUCAGCACCUUUCAACAACUGGAUGGAAGGAGCUAUGGAGGAUCUGCAGGACAUGUUCAUAGUUCAUACUAUUGAAGAGGUCCAGAGUCUAAUCGCAGCUCAUGAGCAGUUCAAAGCUACUUUACCCGAGGCGGACGCAGAGAGACAGGCCAUCUUGGGAAUCCAUAAUGAGGUGCUGAAAAUUUCCCAGAGCUACGGGAUCAAGGCCAACAUUGUUAACCCUUACAGCACCAUCACAUUUGAAGAGCUUCUCAACAAGUGGGAAAAGGUUAAGAAGCUGGUUCCCCAGAGAGAUGGUGCCCUCCAGGAGGAGAUGGCACGUCAGCAUACCAAUGAAAGGCUGAGACGGCAGUUUGCUGCCCAGGCUAAUCUCAUUGGACCCUGGAUACAGACCAGGAUGGAGGAAAUUGGGCGCUGCUCCCUGGAGAUAGGAGGCACCUUGGAGGACCAGAUGACCCAGCUGAAGCAAUGUGAACAUGUCAUUGUUGCUUACAAACCCAACAUUGAUAAAUUGGAGGGAGACCACCAACUAAUCCAAGAAUCGCUUGUGUUUGAUAACAAGCAUACCAACUACACUAUGGAGCACAUCCGUGUUGGAUGGGAGCUGCUCCUCACAACCAUCGCCCGAACCAUCAAUGAGAUCGAGACCCAGAUCCUGACCAGGGACGCCAAGGGCAUCAGUCAGCAGCAGAUGAAUGAGUUCAGAUCUUCUUUUAACCACUUUGACAGGAAGAAGAACGGAGCAAUGGAAACUGAUGACUUCAGAGCCUGCCUCAUCUCAAUGGGUUAUGAUUUGGGAGAGGUGGAGUUUGCCCGGAUUAUGAUCCUGGUGGAUCCCAAUGGCACUGGGAUUGUCUCCUUCCAGUCUUUCAUUGACUUCAUGACCAGAGAGACUGCUGAUACGGACACUGCUGAACAGGUUGUGGCAUCCUUCCGGAUCCUGGCAGCUGAUAAGCCCUAUAUACUUGUGGAUGAGCUGAGGAGAGAACUUCCCCCUGAACAAGCAGAGUAUUGCAUCAUGAGGAUGCCACCUUAUGCCGGACCUGGCGCACCACCAGGGGCGCUAGACUACACUGCCUUCUCCACUGCCCUCUACGGAGAGAGUGACCUUUAACCUGACCAGAACACCUUUUAAUCUACUGAGCGUUUACCCGUCCCCGUACCUCCCCACUGCAGUCCUACCCUGCCCUCCAUCCCUUGAUGAAAUUAAGGAAUCAACAAUGCAAGGUGUAUCGAACGUGUUGAAUUAAAUGAAAGUUUUUAUUGAUAAGUUUUCUGACACAGUAGGCUGUCUGCAAUUGUGCUGAGCAUUGUCAUUACUUGGUAUUCUUCCUGCGUCCUUUUGUUUAAAACAUGCCCCUCUAAAGAAACAGAAACUGCCCUGAUCAAAUUAUAUUGGAAAACAAUGCAAUUUACUUUAUCACUUGUGUUGUUAUUUGAGCAGAAAAUAGAAUUUUGCACUAAAGGUAAACAGAAGCGACAAAGAUACAGAUCAUUUGGUAAAAGUCAUACACCGAUGGGAUAAUUUUAUUUCAAUAGUCUAUCAAUUGAAGAUAACAGUCCCAUUUUGUCUUGCAGAGUUGUGUGUUGUUUUCAUGUUUCCUCACUAUGCCUUUUGUUUUGGGAAUAAAAUGUUCUGAUAAGGCAUUUUGAGAUGGUUAAAGUGAAUUACAGUUUGCAAAAGCAAUUUCCAACCCAUUGCCAUCCAUCAAUAAACAGCGGGUUCCCAAAACGACAAAAAUAUGCAGCACCAGCGGUGGAAAAAAUGAGAAGUCGCAUGAAUGCUAAAGUAAAUGUUUACAAUUGCCUGGUGCUUUAAGAGGUAGAAAACCCAGAGGAUUAAAUGUGUCGUGUUCAUGAGGGAUGCAAAAUUCAACCUUUUCUCUGGCAGGAACAAAUAUGCUCAUGCUUACAUGUGCCUGGAAGUGUGUGUCUGUGCUAAAAAGCAAAGAACAAAUACACAAGAACAUGAAACUCAAAUGUAACACCAAGGUGAGACCUCCUUGAUGUCGUCACGGAAAAUUAUGGAUUAAAAAUAGAAGUGUGUGUGGCAGUGGCGUACAUGUAAAGCCUUCAUUUACAUUUUAUUCUAAUUGUGUUCUGAGGUAAGCUGCAGUAGACACAAGGGAUCUUAUUUGUUUUUUUAAAUACCUGUAUAGAAACCUCUACUAUGGUCAUGUUUUUGUGAGUACUCUUAACAUCCUGUACUCAUUUUGUGAACUGUAGCAUCUUUUUAACAUUUUAGGUACAUGUAAGCAUUUUUUCAGUUGUUUCUGCUUCAGGGCGUUUUAAAGAUAUUUCUAUAAAUCCCUUAUUUAGCCAUGUAUGCCAUUAUGUGCUGGCUAAAUAUCUUUACUUGGUUUCCCAAUUUCUCCUUGACACAUUUGAAGUCCUAAUGUUAAAAUAAUGCAUACCUCCAUGCUGAUUUCUCAUUUGUCCUCUUCACACAGUGAUGAAGAAAUGAUAAAUACUUAUCAUCCUGUCAUCCACAAAAUACUUAAAUAUCCAGUAGUUGCUAUGAUUUCACCAAAAUGUGCUGGUACAUGCUGAAAACACUUUACACCAAAAAUGAAAAUUACUUACGAAACAAUCUUUGGGAUGCUGUUGAUGAAAAACAAUGAAAGAUCAAAAAAAUUUUGUUCUUGAUUUUGCCCCUAGAAUUUUCUGAGAAGGGCUCAUCGGCCAUUUUGCACAGCCUCAAAUCACUGGCGUAAACUAGAGUCCCUACAUUAUCAGAGUAUCGACCCGACGGGUCCAAAAAAUUUUGGUCACGUGAUCUAUAGGCGCCAUUUUGUUUCCUAUUCAUGAACGCCGGGUUUUCCUGUUGACGUUGUUUACACUGCAGAGAGUAAUUCUAGGUCCUUUUUCGCUUCUUAAAUAGCUGAAAAAUGAUGGGCUGUUGUGCCUUUGGGUGCGCAAAUCGAUCGGAGAAGGGAUUCCACAUGUUUAGAUUUCCCAGUAAUAGUGAAAGAAGGAAACUGUGGGAAAAUAAGUCCGGAGAGUGGGAUGGAAACCGACUUCAUCGUUUUUGUGCCAGGUUAGUCCCAUGUAUGUACUUUCAUGUUAUGAUGUAUGGGUGAAUGACAGAAACGUUUGAUGUGAUUUUAGGCAGUUGUGGUUAUUUUGACUUUGACCAUUUUCAUGCAUGGAGAUGCAUGAACCCCGUUAAACUUAAGCGGCCCGUAUGUGCAAACGUAUUUUGCUAAAUUGACCGAAGCUGCAAACUCGAUGAUAGAAACAUUAUACACCCAUGAAAAGCUUAGAUUCUCAUGAAUCCGCCGGUAUAAACCACUUUCAGAUGUGAUUACCACAGCGGGUAAUAUAAACACAAUUGUCCAAUAAAUAACGUAAACAGCAAAACUCACCUUUGAAUCCUCAUAACUAGUCACAGAUGAAAAUAUUCCACAAAAAACGGCCAUAAUCCAACCUUGGACAUCCAGACAAAACAAGCCAGUAAAAUAUUUUGUCCAAAAUAUGUCUUGAAAACAGUAAAAAAUCCACAAAUAGCUAGCUUUCGUGAAUGUGCACCUCGCGCUGCGCGUCCCAUAUUGAGUGAAUGGAAACAAAAUGGCUUCAAAUCCCCAGUUGUCGCUACUCUGAUAAUAUAGGGACUCUAGAGUAAACUAUUAUAAUAGUCUAUUAGAUGCAAGUAAGAGGUGAGAAACUUUUUAAUUUUAACUUUGAUUUGUUGUAUUUUGGUAACAAAAUGAAGAUUCGCUGAAUUUGCUGGCUCUGUUAUCUAAUUCAGGAUUAUGCAUUCAUUAAAUA